Lingula anatina is the source of this 929-nucleotide messenger RNA. RefSeq lists its product as uncharacterized. The record is from RefSeq and is a predicted model, not a curated record. Lineage: Eukaryota; Metazoa; Brachiopoda; Lingulata; Lingulida; Lingulidae.
CAGAAAGCAUAUGGAAAGGACGUACAGGUAGGACGUGGAAUAAAAAUUGAAGGCAAAGCAGGGAAAAAUUUCUGAAAAUGGGCUCCGUAAGUGUAAUCGGUUUUCUAAUCACUGCGGUGAUUGCCACUGACCAUGCACAAAACGUGGAUCAAGGUUUAUUUACUAAACAGAUGUUGCUGUACAAACUGAACUAUCAAGUGAAACAAAUGGACCAGGAACUUUUUACCAGAUGUCCAGGGUUUUUCACUCACCCUGACCAUUCGUCCAUGGGGAUCAUUGGCCGAAGAGCAGCCUACGGGGACGCCUUCUUGGACCUGGAGAUUAAGUUGGCCAGUAAGACGCUGGAUGACCUGAAGAAAAAGUACCUGAUGUGUUUGGAGAAUCCAAGCGCUUUUAGGGGACCCACGACUACUAAACGCACGACAACGAUGAAACCUAGUACGACUACUUAUAGGGAAAACGGUGAAUUUGGCUUCAAGGUUCUUCGAGCCAAAAACAUCACAUACAGAAACUACGAGUUUCUGGCACUGGAGGUGAGAAUUCCGGACGAUGGGCAGAGCAAGUCAGUGAACUGGUGCCGCGACUAUCAGCUUUUAUGCGAAAGUCUCUCUCGUCGUCCGACCGGAUGUGGGGAAAGAUUUCUAUCUAUAUCAGGUUACAAAAAUUGCGCUUCCGAUUACAACUCUGACAUGCGCAUUGGAGACGUCCUGAGUUGUAACCCUUCCACUCGCGUAGCGUACGCUGCCAACCUGGCGUUCGGCGAUGGCAAAGGUCCAGCAAGAAGCAAUUAUAACGCCUUUGGCUUCCAUUCCUGCAACAGUCACACCUGCCAAAAAAGCAUUCAGAAAAGUGACACUGCAUUAAGCUAUAUGUGGGGGUCUUGGAAAGACAACGGGACUGAGACCAUCAUGUACACGCUGUGUCGUUGA